CUUUAGGCUACUUUACUUCAGUACUGCAUGGAGAGAAUGUCACAAUUCAUUUUAAUGCAGAAUAUCAGCGGUCAGAGACCAGAACUGUCAAUGCCACGAUGCAAACCUGCAACUCAGCAGAGGUGAACCAUGCAACCUCAGCGGUGAUCAGUGCCACGGCCCGCAUGAGCAGUCAAACGUUGUGUGCCAUGAUGAGUGACGGAAACGUCUCCAUUGAUAAACUGCAGCGGCUGCACAUGCAUCUCAGACAUGUCAUCCAAUCAGCACUGGAUCUGUCUGCAGAGCUGAACCUGCAAACAGAUGUCAGUGUGGCUGCUCUCUUUGCUUCUUUGGACGAUCUCACUGAAACAAUGGUCCACAAUCUACCAUUUGUUGAGAACUGGCUGUAUUUGAAGUUUCUGCCCAUUCUGUCAUAUAUGGAUGACGAGAUUGUGACACAACUCAGCCAGAUGAACUUCACUUGUGGAGCCUUCCACGUGAUUGUGAAAGUUCUCAGCAGGGAGGCAUCACUGAUCACAGACAGUCAGCAGAAGCUGAUCUUCACUCAUCUCAUUUACUCUUACCUGUCCAGGACAGAUACAGCAGGUUGCUUUUCAAAUAUCACCAAAAACAAUGAAUGGCUGCAGAGGAAUUUUGGGAUCUUCUCUAAAUAUGCAUCUCUCAGUCAACUGCAAAUGCUCAACAGCCAUUUCACUAAGGAUACUGAGUCCAUCUCAAGUGGCAGAGUUCACUGUGACUUCUGA
Cyprinus carpio (common carp) is the source of this 743-nucleotide messenger RNA. RefSeq lists its product as uncharacterized. The record is from RefSeq and is a predicted model, not a curated record. NCBI's taxonomy places the organism in Eukaryota, Metazoa, Chordata, Actinopteri, Cypriniformes, Cyprinidae. The coding region runs from base 99 to 743 and encodes 214 amino acids. The transcript is spliced from 9 exons.